AUGCCUAUGAUAAAGCUGCAGAGUUCGGAUGGAGAAGUGUUUCAAGUCGACUUUGAGAUCGCCAAGGCUUCGGUGACGAUCAAAACUAUGGUGGAAGACUUGGGCCUGGAAGAGGAAGACGAGGAGAUCGUCCCGUUGCCCAAUGUGAACGCUGGUAUAUUGAAGAAAGUCAUCCAGUGGGCAACCUACCACAAGGACGACCCACCACCGGCCGAAGACGACGAAGGACGUGAAAAGCGCACCGACGAUAUAUCCAGUUGGGACGCGGAUUUCUUGAAGGUGGAUCAGGGUACGCUGUUUGAACUCAUAUUGGCCGCCAACUAUUUGGAUAUCAAAGGCUUGUUAGAUGUAACUUGCAAGACAGUCGCUAAUAUGAUCAAGGGUAAGACACCCGAGGAAAUAAGGAAAACCUUCAACAUCAAAAAUGAUUUCACGGCCGCAGAGGAAGAUCAAGUACGUAAAGAGAAUGAAUGGUGUGAGGAAAAGUAA
This is a messenger RNA of Macrosiphum euphorbiae (potato aphid), 489 nucleotides long. The record is from the annotation of a GenBank genome assembly. NCBI's taxonomy places the organism in Eukaryota, Metazoa, Arthropoda, Insecta, Hemiptera, Aphididae.